AUGUCGCAUCAAACCGCCUCGUCUUCUAAUGAAAGGACCUGCCCUCUGAGGGUUAAUGGAACCAGAUUGAUGGAGACGCUCCAUUCAACAUGUGAGUUUGGGAAGGCGCAUCCCUGGGGAGCACAUGAGACGGAGACGGGCAUGGCUCGUUUAGCCCUCAAUGACGAUGAUAAAAGAGUGAGGCACUGGUUGAUAGAGCAAGCAGAGGCCCUUAGUUGCAGAGUUACGGUCGAUCAGAUGGGCAACAUGUUCAUAAUCCGACCCGGGGUUGACAAUUCCAUCCCACCUAUCAUGAUGGGCUCUCAUCUUGAUACCCAGCCAACGGGCGGAAGAUAUGAUGGUAUUCUCGGCGUGAUUGCCGGUCUAGAGGUCCUGAGAACGCUACAUGACCAUGGAUAUCAAACUAAAGGCCCUAUGGGGUUGGUGAACUGGACCAAUGAAGAGGGCGCCCGCUUUCCUAUGGUGACCGUCUCCUCAGCGGUUUGGGCGGGGGAGAUCCCACUUGAAACCGCUUGGAACUGUAAGGAGGUAACACCAACUGCUGGUCAGGAGCCGCAAACUCUCAAGCAAGAGCUUGAACGGAUCGGGUUCCUCGGCGAAGUACCUGCUUCAUAUUCUGCACAGCCAAUGGCUGCCCAUUUUGAAAUUCACAUCGAACAAGGGCCUAUAUUGGAAGACGGAGGUCUCAAAGUUGGUGUUGUUACCGGUGCCCAGGCAUAUAACUGGUAUGAGAUCGAAGUCAAGGGUCGAGAUAGCCAUGCUGGAACGACUCCGCUCUCUGCGCGCAGAGAUGCACUUUUAGCUGCAUCCAAGAUGAUAGUAGAAUCAAACAAGGCAGCCAAGGAGUUUUCUGGUCUCGUCACCACGGGUAUCAUGCGUGCUGAGCCGGGCAGCGUCAACACCAUGGCACAUACUGUGCGGUUUACUCUAGAUGCGCGCCACCCAAGCGACGAGCAACUCUCCAAGAUGGUCUCGCGCUGCCGGGAGGUUUUCAAAAAGGUGGCCGAGGAGGACAGUGAGCGUGGUGUUGAAGUGAAGUGGACCACCCUCACAGAAAAUGUGGCAGUACAGUUCGAUAAGGGUUGCAUUGCCGCUAUCGAGGAGUCCGCCGACGAAGUUUGCGCUCGAUUUGAAGAAACAGCUAUUGGUCGAAAGCUAUGGACGCACUUGACAAGCGGUGCUGGUCAUGAUAGCUGUAACGCAAGCAAGAGAUGCCCAUCUGCUAUGGUCUUUGCGGUGACGCGAGAGGGAAUGAGCCACACUCCAGACGAAUACUGCAGCCCUGAAGAUUGCAUCGCUUCAGCAGACGUGUUACUUGGGGCGGUUGUGCGUUAUGACAAAGCACGAGACAAGUCAGAUCUGUAG
This is a messenger RNA of Clonostachys byssicola, 1365 nucleotides long. The record is from the annotation of a GenBank genome assembly. NCBI's taxonomy places the organism in Eukaryota, Fungi, Ascomycota, Sordariomycetes, Hypocreales, Bionectriaceae.